Messenger RNA from Saccharomycopsis crataegensis, 1869 nucleotides. RefSeq names its product Aim9p (gene AIM9). The record is from RefSeq and is a predicted model, not a curated record. Bases 1 to 1869 code for a protein of 622 amino acids. The transcript has a single exon. Gene Ontology annotation, cellular component: mitochondrion. NCBI's taxonomy places the organism in Eukaryota, Fungi, Ascomycota, Saccharomycetes, Ascoideales, Saccharomycopsidaceae.
AUGUUGAGAAACUCCAUCGCUAGAAAUGUCACCUCCAGGCUCCUCCUGAGAAAUGGUCAAACCUUGAGUAAAAAUGUUGCAACUGGCUUGAAAUUCACCCCGGUUAGAUACAACAGUACUUUGAAAUCAGAAGACCAAGUUAAACCAGUUUUCACUAGAUUAUCAGACGAAAAUGAUCCAGAAAGAAACCUUUUUUUCAAGUACACUUGGGGUACCUGGUUGAAAAACGACAAACAAGAAAAGGAAAAACGUUUCACCAGCUUCUCUAUCGAGGGUUUGAACAAGGUUGUCCAAGGAUUGUUUCAAGCCGAGCCAGUCGCUGAUGGGACAUUGCCAAAACCAUUGAAAAAUUCUGACAACACUGUUUCAUUCACCCAAAACAUUAAAGAUUUGGUCGGGGAUGUCAAAGAAGCCGAUAAGCUUUUUGUCAAGACCAUGUCCAGUAUUCAUGAGGGUAAACACAACAGGGUGUACAAGAUCGAGUUGAGUAAUGGAAAAGCACUCGUUUUGAGAGUUCCUUACAAGUUAUUGACCGAAUACGCCACCUCCAGACAAAUUCAAAGUGAAGCAGCCACUCUUGAUUUCGCAAGAUACAAAUUAGGCGUUAGAGUCCCAAAGGUUCUUAGUUAUGGUAUGCAUUCUUUAAACCCCGUGAGAACUCCGUACAUUUUGAUGGAAUAUGUCGAAGGGGACUUGUUGAUGAAGCAAUGGGACCCUGCUGUGGAAACUUCUGAUCCUUCUCACAGAGACACCUUGAACAAAGUCAUCAAGCCAUUGUCUAAUUUCCAAAAGAAACUCUUGUCGGUAGAAUUCAACCAAUUUGGUUCGUUAUAUUUCACUGAUGACGUCUCCCCUCAAUUACAAUUGAAAGGUGAACCAUAUGCCGGGGAAACUGAUGACAACUUGAAAGGUAGAUGGAGAAUGGGAUUGUCUAUGGACAGAAACCUUUGGAGAAAUAAAGAACAAUUGCAACCAUCCCAAUUUAAUCCUUUAUUGGGUCCUAUUGACAAAUCUCAACCUGAAAAGAUUAUUCAAGACGCCGCUAAUAUGGAAAUUGAAAACUUGAGAUCUAGAUUAGGUCUCACUGACGCCGAUGCCUCUAAUAAGGUCGAAGAUCCAGAAUUGUUGAAAAGAGAAAUCAAGGUCUAUGAAAAGCUUGCGCACAUUGCUCCUUUCUUAAUCGAUGAUAAAUCCAAUGCCAUUCCAAAAGUUGAAGAAUUAUUCAAGCCACGCUUGGCCCACCCUGACAUUGAUCCAAUGAACGUCAUCCUGAGCAAGAAUGGUGAAUUGGUAUUUUUGGACUUUGAAAAUGUCACCGUUAAGCCAUUUAUUUACACCAAAUCUCCAGACUUUGUCAACUACGACGGGUAUAAGAUUUAUGACUUGGCAGACAUUCCAGAUUUUGAAAAAUUGUCGGACCAAGAAAAGUAUGAGUACUCAUUGAUGCAAAAGAGAAGCAGAAACCAACAUUUGUGGGAAUUUGCCUUGAACGAAAACAACAGGGAAUUGAUCUCUUCGGUUUCCCCAUACAUCAAGGAAUUGAAAUCACCAUACACCGUCCUGCUUUUAUCAAGAAAUGAUAAAGACUAUCUUUUUAUUGAAGAAGCACUCCUUAAACUCAAGCAUAACUGGACUCCAUACCUCGAUAGUGGAUUGGUCAAGGAUGAUGGGUCUAAGGAAUAUCCUGUCAAAUGGUCAGAAGAAGAUUUGAAGUCAUUUGAAGCUGCUUUCACAGAAUACCAAAAGGAAUUGAUGAACAGACCAUUUGCCGCCACUCAAGGAUGGGUGCCUCAAGACACUUUUGAAAAAUUGUUAGGCCAAGGGUUCCUUGAAAAAGUUGAUGAUGAAUACAAAUUCAAGAAGGAUUAG